Messenger RNA from Lagenorhynchus albirostris (white-beaked dolphin), 2692 nucleotides. It is a transcript of the gene TTC31, whose product is annotated as tetratricopeptide repeat domain 31. Gene Ontology annotation, molecular function: protein binding. Lineage: Eukaryota; Metazoa; Chordata; Mammalia; Artiodactyla; Delphinidae. The transcript has 10 exons. The record is from RefSeq and is a predicted model, not a curated record.
CCGGACCAUUUCUGUUAUGAGGGGGAAACUACUGGACAGAAUGACAAGGCCAAGGAGGCUGAGAGACUGGGCACCUCCUGUGGUCUCCAAAAGUCCUUCCUAUACCCUCCACGAGGGUCUAAGCCCUGCCCUCAAAGCCCUUCUGCCUCAGCAUCCUGCCUCAGUGACUCAGACAACCUGCUUCAGGUGGCCAUGCUGCAGAGGCUCCUGCUGACUGAAGAGGAAGCCAACCGCCUGGCUGAGGAGCUGGUGUCCAAGCAGGAGCGCAUGAAACGGAAAGCAGAGAAGAAACGACUCAAAAAGAAGGGACAAAAGGAUCGGAAGCGAAGGGAGCGUUUGGAGCAGGAUGGCGGGGAGUCCAACGUGAAUGUCUACAGGCAGGUACCAAGAGCACCAGGCAUUGCAGAUGGGGAUGAGAGCCCCCCGUCCAGCUCUGGGAACCCAGCUCAGGGACAGUGUUGCGAGGAAGGGGACUCACUGGAUCUAUCUAGUACCUUUGUGUCUCUGGCUUUGUGCAAGGUUGUGGAUUGGCCCCCCAGUGCCUGCAGAGAAAAGGGACUGAGUCAGGAGCCCCAAGGCAGGAGCUUGGGUCCCCAAGAGAAGAUGAGUUAGGAGGAAGGAAGCACUGCAAAAGAAGAGAGCUCCAGGCAGAGUCAUAAGGCAUCUCUAGAACUGCUGGCAGCUGCCUUACAACAGAGCCAGGAGUGAGCAGAGUUUGGUACCAGCUUUGCCCAAAAUGGUUUCCACUACAAGGCCGUGGUCCUCUUCACCCAGGCCUCGAAGCUCAACCCCUGGGACCACCGGUUAUUUGGAAAUCACUCAUUCUGCCAUGAACGGCCGGGUCAGCUGGUGUGGGCCCUGGCUGAUGCCCAGGUAGCCCUUACUUUGUAGCCUGGCUGGCCCUGGGGCCUCUUUCACCUGGGCAAAGGCUUGAUGGGACUGCAGCGUUUCGAAGAGGCAGCUGCUGUGUUCCAGGAGACUCUGAGAGGCGGAUCCUAGCCUGACGCAGUCUGGGAGCUCCACUCCUGCCUUCUACAACUCGCUCUGGACCAGCGAGGAGGAAGCCCUGGGCCUCCUCUGUCAACUGGAUUCCCCUAUGCAUUUCCCCAUGUUGAGCUGGGGCCUUCAGGUCUCCUUUCCCUCAGUUGCCCUGGAAGCACUGCUCCGAGGGCCCCUGGCCUUCUGUCUCCACCCUUGCAUUAUCCCCCACAUCACCUGAGCCCCUCCAGCUGGUCCCUCCCCCAUACUCAGAGCAGAAGACCCUGUCCUCUCCAUUUCCAGGACUCCUCAAAGGGCUGGGGCAUCCUGGGACUUGGGCCCCAGCACCUACCUCACACCAGAUGAAGGAGGACCUGUCCCUAAUAAGGCAAGGCCAUGUGUGCAUCCCACAGGGAUGAAGGACACUGUGUGGUAGCAGUUCACUGCACAUUUUGAGACCUGUACUCUAAUACCACGGUUGGGAACAUCCCUGGGAGUCAUGCCUCUUGCCACAGAGACCUUCUGAUGAGAGAAAGGAGCCCUACAUCCACUGAAAUAGGCUUUCUUUGGUUCUUAAGCAGAUGGCUUCUUCUGGGAGCAGUAAGGAAAAAUAAAAUCUCCCAAGGCUCAAGAAGGGAUCUGUACAAAAGUUCAGGUUUUCAGACUAUAACAGACCUGGCAGUGGGGGCAUUUGAGGCUUGCCCUGCUUCUUGGCCCUGGGGGACUCACUCACCGGCCAGAUAUCUGCUCAGGAUGGGGUCACAGUAAUGAAUAAGGCCCAAGUCUUGCCCUUCAGAUUGACAGAUGCUCACUUCUUCCUAGUCCCAGUUCUUGCCCGGUUUUCUCAAGCCUGAGCUCCUCAUGCCCUGUUUCCUGUCCACACUUCCAUGCAUAUUCUGACCUCUCCUUUGCCCAGUGGUCUGAUGCUCACCUCCUCCCACUGCUAGAAGAUUCACCAAGGGUUUGUAUUUACCAGCUUACCAGCUUCUGCCUGGAGCUGGCAGAGCCCAUACAUCUCCACGUACCUGCACUGCUGGCUCCCCCACUGGUGGGGCCUUAGCAGGAACCCAGGCUUCUGCUACUUUGGUCAUGGUCUUUCUCCACUCCAGCACUGGGCAUUGUAACCAGCCUUUGCCCCAUGUGAAUUUACAUACUUUUUUCCACCCAGGGUCACUGCCCCUAAAGAAGGCUAAAAUCCUCUACUUUCUGUAUAAGAAUCAUGACCUCCUUCUGGUUUCUCCUCUAAGAUCCUGGCAGCUGCUCCUGGCUGGUUCCUCCCUAGCUCUGCCUGGGACUCUCAGCUCAUUUAAAUAUGGAUCUGCAGGGGACUUUUAGGCCUCCAGAAUGCCUUUCCUAGAGGAACCAUUUAUCAGGAUGAAUGACUCUUGCUGCCCUAUGGGUCUUAUUCAACACCAUUUGCACCUAGAGAUAGGAGAUGCUGAAGCACCUCUUUAUUUAAGGCUGUCCCAAAUUCUUUUAUUGUUUAUGGUUUCAGGACGCUUAAAUACUGUAUGACAGAUUGAAGUCUGCCAUUACCAGUUGGGUCACCUUCGGCAGAUUUCUUAACACCUGUGCUUCAGUUUCCUCAUCUGUAAAAUGUGGGCAAUCCCUACCUCACAGGUCUGUUGUGAGGGCUGAAAGAGAAAGUGUGAGAACCUACCUACCGAAAGCCUGGUACCUAAUGGGUGUUAAAUAAACUGAUUUUUAUCUGCAA